Miscanthus lutarioriparius is the source of this 1551-nucleotide messenger RNA. The record is from the annotation of a GenBank genome assembly. Lineage: Eukaryota; Viridiplantae; Streptophyta; Magnoliopsida; Poales; Poaceae.
AUGGCUACAACUCUUGGAAUGGACGGAUAUGCAGAACUGCAGGUCUCUAUGAUGGAUCCCACUGAAAAGAAGCCCGCCUUCAGAGGCUUGAAGCUGUACGUGAAAGAACUGGAUUCAAAGACACUUCCUCCGUUUCUUGCCCGUUUGUGUGCUCCCGACAAGCCUUCCUCAUACUCUGAGGAGGAGAUCCUAUGCAUUUUCGAGACUGCAGCAGAAGUUCAUGGCCGCACAAUUGUACCGCACAUUGGACAGAUUGUCCCAGCAAUUGUCAGGAUCAUGGCGUCAGAUUCAAGGCCCUUGCAUAGUGCUCGUUGCUCCAAGGUGGUUUGCACAAUAUCCCGCUACUGCAUUGAUCCUCUGGGCAGAGAAGAAGAGAAAUCUGAGAUCAUGACCUCCCUUUGCCGUCCCCUAUCAGAUUGCCUAAUGAACUCUAACAAGAGCAUCUCUUCUGGUUCGGCUCUUUGUAUUGCUGCUCUUGUCCAAUCCAACAAUUGGCAAUUUGCAUCUAAUGAGUUGAUCAAUGAUGUCUGCUUGAAAAUGAUACAUUCGAUCAUGAGAAGCUUGAAUCUGAGGAUUAUAUCUUCUGAGAUCAGUAGCAUUAUCCAUGCUUUGGAGCACUGCCAAGAUGGCUUUGUUCCAGAUAUCUGCACUGCAGCUUUUCAGGCAACCGAGACUGCUAAGUUACUUGGGAGGCAGGAGGAACGUGGAGCUCGGAAAAUGUCAGUCCUUUGGGAAGCUGUAGUGGUGGAAACAGCAGGAAGGGGUCAAAUUCUCCAAUUGAUCAUGCGAAUAUCAGAGACAGUGGAUCUCCUCCCAGUUGGACAAUGCACUGGUAUUCUUGGAACUACACGUGCAAGGCGGCGACUUUGGAGUUACGGAACUGACUUUUCACAUGGCGUGUCCAAUGAUGAGCUUUUCCACACUUCGGCACGUGAUUAUCAUGAAAAUCUGGGUAUCAUAGCACAAUCUGAUUCUGCUGAUCUUGUUAAGUCAAGUAGGAGGCGCUCCGAUGUGUUGACAAGAAUUGGUGAUCCAUGUCCUACUUGUUUAACACCCCGAGCUACUAAUCAGGCAUGCAAGCGGCAAGCUUUGUCAACUCCAAGGAAGCAGCUCCAGUCUUUGACCUAUUGCAGUGAUUCAGAAAGAGAUGGCCACCGCUUACCUCCAAGAUCAGUUUCAAGGUUGAUGCAGCGCCCGGACCAUCUUUUGUUUCAAAAGAAUUUUCAAAGUGAGGAAAGGAAAGGCUACUGCAACUCGACUCAACAGAGGAACCAAUUGCGUACACAGACCAGAGACUUGCUGACCGAAGACUUGAAGUUCCCCACCAGCAGCAGGCUUUCUGAUAGUGCACGGGCUCCUCCAUGUGAAGAACGCCAAUGUGAUGGUGCUGCUGAACAUCAGAAGGUGACUGGGAGGGAGAAAAGAGAAACAAACUGUCGUCGAAGCAAUCGAUUAACUCUAUUUAUCUGUGCCAUGGUCUUCGCUGCGUUGUUGCUAAUUUUGUGGAAGCAGCAGGACCCCAGUAACGAGCUAUACUUCGUACCUACUUAG